This is a messenger RNA of Plenodomus lingam JN3, 246 nucleotides long. The record is from RefSeq and is a predicted model, not a curated record. NCBI's taxonomy places the organism in Eukaryota, Fungi, Ascomycota, Dothideomycetes, Pleosporales, Leptosphaeriaceae.
AUGGGGGCUGAUGACUUGAAGGACUGUGCCAGCCCCAAGUUGCUCCUUCUGCCUGCUAUGACUUGCACCGCCCUUGUCCCCCGUUGUGUGAACCGCGCUUUGAGGAUGGUGUGCUUGUCUUUGGAGCUGCCGCCGGGCGUCGACAGUCUGCAGCACAGCAACGUGUCAGCCGUGUACGGUACGGUGCAGAGUCGUGGUGAGUUGGCGCAGAACUACUCCAACCACCAUGAGGAUGCGUCGAGGUAG